AUGAUUCCUUCCAGUAGCAGUUCUGGAUUAUCUGCACCCAUCUCUUCAAGACCAAGCUCUUCCCUUUCUGUCUCCCGUCCAUCGUCGAGCGCCUCACACAGACCCCCGUCCAGCCUUUCAACAACACGCCCCAGCACUUCUACUGUUCGGCCACACUCACGCUAUUCACAACGCCCACAUUCUCGGCAUGCUCGAUCUCGCCUCGUUCCUGUCUGUCAGACCCUCAUUGCUCAAGUCACCGGCUUACUGGAGGACGGAACUCCCUCAGAUGAAGGUGGGGAGAAGUUUCGUUCUCUUGUCGAAUACGCCGUGAAAAGCCUGGAAUCGACAACGAUACACAAGGCUGCUGCUGGUGUAGAUAUGGGCGUUGUUGACCGUCAGAUAAGUGGGCUUGCUCUAAAAUCGAGAAUUAACUCCAGAGAUGCACAUGGGGAGGCAUUGGAGAUUUCGUACAAGAAGCUCAAAGACAUCGUCGAGGGAAGGGAGAACGACCUUGACCAGGAGAUUCAGACAUCUCGACUCCCAGACCAUCUCCAAUUUCUUCUUACCCUUUCCGAACCUUCGUCACCCAAAACGCUCUCCUUCGCAAAGGAGUAUCUUGAAAAUGCGAACAACCCAGUUGCUCCCCCUCCAGCGUUGACUUGGGCAGAAAUUUUAGCUGAAGAACCAUUUGAGGGUGAGCACUGGGAGGGCAUAUAUGAUGGCCACCAGAAUGACUGGGACACUACCCCCUCCCUGUCACCUCUAAACUCGGAUGAUUUGGCACUGGACAAUGAUGACUCCCUGUCGACGAGCGAUUAUGAGGAGCCUGCAUCGUCUCUUCCAAAGCAGGUGGAAAAUGAACCCUGGCCAUCCACUCAAGCAAAGGCGAAGAUGCCAUACACAUAUGCCCAUCGAAAGGUCUUUGAAGAUUUGCGUGCAAGGCAGUAUUGGAGAGAUGGCUGGACAACUGACGCCGACCCGAAGCGGAGAUUUGAUCUUUGGGAUCCCUCGACGUUGGGUCCUGCAUUGACACAUGCGCUCGCUCGCCAGCAAGGGGGUCUUGCGGCACACGGUAUUCUUCAACCUGAGAAAUUCAUUGACGAAGAGGAUUUGGUACGUGAGGUCUUGAUAGCGCUUCAAGGGCGGAACAAUAUCGUGCUCUCAUGGAGAGAUGGAGCAUACACCAUCACGCCAUCAACUCCAAGACUUAUUCACUUGAGCAUUGCAUCACAAUCAUCUAUUCUUUCAUCAUUAUCCAAAACUGCCGCAACCGUAGAAAAUCUGCGGCGGUUCACAGCAUCCAUUUUCUUGCAAUCACGAUCACAGUACAUCAAGCCCUCCCAAAGUGCAGCAACGUAUAUCCGAAAAGCCACUACCACACGGACUUGUGAAGCUUUUGCUGACGCAAUUGACCACGAGAUCCGAAGCCUCGAUGCUUGGUGCGCAAGACGUGAAGAAGUCAUGUGUCGUGCUAGCGCAGGAAUUGACGAAGAUGACGUUGUUGUCAGUCUCUUAGGGACAGAGAAGGCCGUUAGGGACCAAUACGAAACCUCGUUUGAGGUUCUGCUCGACGUCGUCCAAAAUGUAUUUGACGUUAAGGAGGGGUUCUCAGAACACGCCACUUUCCCUGCGAUGGGGAGACGAUCACCAGCGGCAGUUACAGCAUUUCUUCUAGAUUCCCUGUUCUCUCAUGUGCAAGAACAUCUGGAGAGAGGCGACACAGUGACGAGCGAUACGCUCAUGCGUGUUUUUGUUCGAUCUGCGGAGCCUGUUUGGGGCAUGAUUGGGAAGUGGCUGAAAGACGGUAUGGGGCUUGGUUUGGCAAUCGGACGGGGCGGCGUUCCUGGACAGGCAGAUGAGCUUGAUGAGGAGUUCUUCAUCGAGAGCACGGGUGUUGGUGUUGGUUUGAUGGCGAUGGGCCUUCUAGAUCCGGAGUUUUGGAAGGAAGGGUACUCUCUACGCGAGGGUGUGGUGCUGGGCGAGGACGAAAGUCGGAUCCAGGAGGAAAAGAAAGCUAUCCCUGCAUUCUUGGAACAUGUUGCUGAGCUUGUGCUUGGAACUGGGAAGGCUGUUGGCUUGAUCAGGGCGCUUGGGAUCCCGCCUUCCGCUAAUGGGUUUGGGAAGUGGAGGUCAUUUGCAGAGGUCGUUAGCUCAAAUUCUCCCGCUGUCGGGAGGUCCGGUCAGGAUGGUGGGGCCUUAUUUUCAGUUUCGGUUGACACGCUUUCAAGAAUCAUCUAUGACGGUCUUCUACCACGGUGUCAGGCGACUGGAUCGCUCCUUGCGAAAGUUCUCGUUGACGACUGUGAUUUGUGGAGGCAUCUUGGAUCGAUUGAAGAUCUAUACCUCAUGAGAAAGGGAGAUGCUGUAAGCCACUAUAUCGAUGUUUUGUUUGCCAAAAUGGACACCCAUCAAUCCUGGAGUGACUUUCAUUUCAUGAAUACUGCCUUUAAUGAUGUGGUAGAAGCCAAUUUGAAUGCAGGCGCCAAGGAAUGGAUACAGCCAUCACUCGUCCGGCUUUCCUAUCGCGGGACCAAAGAAAAAGAAAAAUCCAUCAAUAAAACAGUCAAAGCUAUCGAUGGCCUUCUCCUCGGAUACGCCAUCCCAUUUCCUUUGACUUACAUCUUCCGACCUCGCAUUAUACAAGUGUAUGGGGACAUCUUUGUGUUUUUGUUGCAAGUUCGCCGAGCAAAGAGCGUAUUGGAGAGGAUCCUUGUGAGAGGGGAGCGUGGACGGGACAAGAAGCUGAAGGAGGAGUUCAAGGCCUUUUAUGCUAUGAGAAGCAGGCUGAGUUGGUUCAUCAAUACCUUGCUCAAUUUUUUUACAACAUAUGUAUGUUUCAUUCUUCAUAUUUUGGAUGGCGUCUCAAUCCGAAGAAAGGUGAUACAUGCUCAAGUGCUCAAAUUCCAUGAUGACUUUCGAGAUACCAAAUCACUAGAUGAAAUGAUACAAGUACACGACGAACAUCUGGAUAAAAUACAAGGACGCUGUCUCCUCAAAUCGAAUACAUCUGCGCUUCACCGAUCUAUCAUCUCCAUACUGGACCUAUCCCUUCAUUUCAGCGAUAUGUUCGCCACAUUUGCAGGAGACACCACGACAACUCUCGAUGUUUCCCGUCAAUCCAUUUCUAUGCGACGUCACCGUAGCCGCCGACAAAGACGACUACGGCGCGAUGUCAUUGGGUUUUCGCAAUCCCUACACGAGUCGGAAGCCAGUUCCGAAGACGACGAUGAGGAGGUGGAGGUGAAUUUGGAUACUAUCCCUGAUACUCCGGAUCCCUCGUAUUCCAUGAUGAGUUCUGCUGCUGGGGAGGAUUUCUUUACUCGCGUGGAUAAGAUGUCGACGGAACUUGACGGGCUUGUUCGGUUUGUUCGGCGAGGAGUGGAGAGUCUUGCGGGCGGACUGAGUGAGGCAGCCCCGGCUUUUGGCGUUUUAGCAUUUGCCUUAGAGGACUGGGAUAUGUGA
Messenger RNA from Laccaria bicolor S238N-H82, 3444 nucleotides. RefSeq lists its product as uncharacterized. Bases 1 to 3444 code for a protein of 1147 amino acids. Lineage: Eukaryota; Fungi; Basidiomycota; Agaricomycetes; Agaricales; Hydnangiaceae. Gene Ontology annotation, biological process: mitotic cell cycle; cytoplasmic microtubule organization; microtubule nucleation. Gene Ontology annotation, molecular function: microtubule minus-end binding; gamma-tubulin binding. The record is from RefSeq and is a predicted model, not a curated record. The transcript has 11 exons. Gene Ontology annotation, cellular component: equatorial microtubule organizing center; spindle pole; gamma-tubulin complex.